AUGAUUGCGUUUAGCAUCUCUUUUGCUUGGUACUGGUUCCCGGAUUUCAUUUUCCCUGCGCUCGGAUAUUUUACCUUCAUCUGCUGGAUCGUGCCGAAAAAUGCCGUUGUCAAUCAGGUCUUCGGCAUGAAGAGUGGUAUCGGCCUGCUUCCUCUGACCUUCGAUUGGAGCCAGAUUGCAUACAUCAGUUCACCACUCGUAGCUCCUCCGUGGGCUAUCAUGAACAUUCUGGCUUCGCUUGUGUUCUGGAUAUAUAUCAUUUCGCCGGCUCUGUACUACUCCAACACCUGGUUCUCCGGCUACCUUCCGAUCCAGAGCAACUCUGUCUUCGACAACACCGGGUCGACGUACAAUGUAUCGAAGGUCAUCAACAAGCAUGAUGGAUUCACCUUCAGCCCCGAAAAAUACGAAGCCUACUCUCCGCUCUAUAUGCCUGUCACCUACGCGCUCAACAUGUUUGGCUUAUCAUUUGCAACAAUUCCGGCCCUGCUCAUAUGGAUAUUCUUGGAGAAGAAGAAGGAAAUGACACAAGCCUUGAGAGGUGUUCUGAACGUAAAGCAGCACAUACGUGCGAGUCAAGCCCAACCAGGUUCAGUUCCUUCGUGGUGGUACUUACUUACCGGUCUCAUAUCCCUCGGACUGGCAAUGUUCGCGUGUGAGUACUACCCAGUGCAACUGCGCUGGUACGGCGCGCUCUUCGCUUUCUUCGUCUCUUGUGUCUUUUUUGUCCCGCUCGCCAUGGUCUACGCAACCACGAACCUCAAAAUCAAUAUCGACGUCUUCUGCCGCAUCGUCGCCGGCUACGCCUUCCCGGGCAAAGUCCUCGCCAACCUCUGGUUCUUCGACCUCGGCUACAUCAGCGGCAUAAAAGGCCUGCAAUUCGCCCAAGACCUGAAGCUCGGCAUCUACUGCAACAUCCCCCCACGCGCCCUCUUCCUCGUCCAACUCACCAGCCUCGCCAUCUCAACCCUCAGCCAAGUCUCCGUCGUCAACUGGGCCCUCACGCACAUCCCCUCCAUCUGCACCGCCGACGCCCCCAACGGCUUCACCUGCCCCUUCUCGCGCACGCACUUCAACACGAGCAUCAUCUGGGGCGCCAUCGGCCCGCGCCGCUUCUUUUCCUCCUCCUCCGGCGGCUCCCCCUACCACGGGCUGCUCUACUUCUUCCUGCUGGGCGGCAUCCUCCCGGUGCUCGCGUGGCUGCUGAAGCGAAGGUACCCGACGAACAGGAUCUGGGCGAAGGCGCACGUGCCGCUGUUCCUCGGCGGGCUUAACUACAUCCCGCCGGCAUCGGGGACGAACUAUGGCAGCUGGGCCAUCGUGGGGUUGGUGUUCGGCGUGCUCGUGAAGCGCAAGGCCGCGCGCUGGUGGAAGAAGUACAAUUUCGUGCUGAGCGCGGCGCUGGAUUGCUCGGUGGCGAUUGCGGGCGUGAUUAUCUUCUUUGCUGUGUUUUACUCUGGUGCGUCGAAGCAUCUGAGCUGGUGGGGGACGCAGGUGUAUAAGAAUACUUGCGAUUGGAAAGCGUGUCCGUAUCGUGAGCUUGGGAAAGGGGAGACGUUUGGCCCGUGA
Lasiodiplodia theobromae is the source of this 1569-nucleotide messenger RNA. RefSeq names its product Oligopeptide transporter OPT superfamily. Gene Ontology annotation, biological process: transmembrane transport. Lineage: Eukaryota; Fungi; Ascomycota; Dothideomycetes; Botryosphaeriales; Botryosphaeriaceae. The transcript is spliced from 5 exons. Gene Ontology annotation, molecular function: oligopeptide transmembrane transporter activity. The record is from RefSeq and is a predicted model, not a curated record. Bases 1 to 1569 code for a protein of 522 amino acids.